Messenger RNA from Rubroshorea leprosula, 958 nucleotides. The record is from the annotation of a GenBank genome assembly. Lineage: Eukaryota; Viridiplantae; Streptophyta; Magnoliopsida; Malvales; Dipterocarpaceae.
CAUUUUCAUCUGCAGAAAAAUCAAAAUGCUAUCGAGAGCAUUUACAAAACAGAGAAGGAGUACCAAAGAUGGUGAACAAAGCCAAUCAGGGAUGUUAGUCCAUGAGUAUGAGGAUAUCAUCAUAGGGUUCAUGGACGAUCUACCGUUGAUAUCCUUCAAUGGGGCUCAACUGUACUUGAAGGAAGUAUUGAGGGCAUCUGUUGGGGUGAUGGGGGAGAGUCGUCUGGGGAUGACGGAGAAGGUUGUAUUGGGGAAGGGUAGAGUAUGCGCUGUGAAGAGGUUUAGGAAAGUAAACGUUGGGAGAAAUGAGUUUGGGAGGAGAGUUGAGGUAAUGGCUCAAGUCAGUAACAAGUGUGAAUACCAUGUGCCUAUUGCUGCUUAUUUGUACGCCAAGAGGAUCAGGUUUGUUGUUUGCGAUUAUCAUCCCCUCGGAAGCUUAGCUGACCUACUGGCCGGUGGGAGGCGCGAUUACACGGCGUUAAAUUGGAGCCAACGGCUGACCAUAAUAGUUUCCGUUGCGCGGGCAAUUGCUUUCAUACAUUCACAAUCUCCUCCGACGUCGGAACGGAAUUUCAAAUUGAACGUUCACGGCAGCAUCAAACCCUCCAACGUCAUGAUGAAUAUCGACUUCACCGCCCGUUUAUCUAGUUACGGCUUCAUUCAACUGGCCGAGUACCGUCUCCAAGAUAUCGGCACCUCACAGCCGAAAACACUGCUACAGGCGGCGGAGGAAAGGCGAAUCCACCGGGAAUGGUUUGUCACAGAAGAGUGGCAUAUACGAUUUCGGGCUACUGUUGUUGGAUAUACUGGCAGGGAUAAGCGGUCGAGGUUUAAUCAAGUGCAUUCUAGGUUGCCUGAAGCUAGACCUUCAAUGGAGCAGAUUCAGUUGAAUCUUAGUGAAGUGCUAAGUAAAUAAUCAGUUAAUCUCUGUAUUUUAUAAUUAAUUACACCAUUGAUA